AUGGCAAAGGAGCAACCUCCGCGGAGGGAGCAGGCAUGGAUAUCCCUGCAGAACAGAACAGAGUCAAACACCAAAAUGAGACUCACAAGGUGUGGAAAGAUUACCCUGGGUGUCAUAAUAACGGUGGCUGCUGCAGCAAUCAUCGGACUCAUUGCUCAUUUCAUCCCUUAUGGGAAGACAUCUUUGUACUAUCACAUUAGCUUUAAAGUCAAUGACAUUGACUAUAACAGCAAGUUUGAAAAACCAUAUUCACAAGAAUAUUUGGACCUAAAUAAAAAGAUAGUGUCCUUGAUAAAUGAAACAUUUCAUGGAUCCAAACUGAGAAGACAGUAUGUCAAAUCUCAUGUUGUCCAAGUAAGCAGAGCCAAAGGGAAAGUGGUAAUACAUGCUGUGCUGAAGUUCAUAUUCUGCCAUAAAAAUAAAGCAGCAAAAUAUCGGGAUAGGAUUGAAACCAUUUUACAUCAGAAGUUAAAUGGUGAAACUGGGUCUUUACAUAUAGAUUCUCCUUCAUUUAAAUUUUCAGACAUGAAAAUGACAACAGCAGAAAAUCUUCUCAAUACCUGUUGUGGACAUCGUACGAUAACUUUCUCUGGCAACAAGAUAGCAGGGGGCACAGAUGCAGAGAAAGGGGAAUGGCCCUGGCAAGCUAGCCUUCAACAGAACAAUGUCCACCGAUGUGGAGCCACUCUGAUUAGUAACAACUGGCUUGUCACUGCUGCUCACUGUUUCAUAAAGGACAAUAAUCCCAGAGGAUGGAAUGUUAGUUUUGGGCUUCUUUUAAAUGAUCCACAAACACAGAAAAAAAUCAAGAAUAUUAUAAUUCAUGAAGACUACCAUUACCCUGCACAUGAACAUGACAUUGCUGUUGUGAAUCUGUCUUCACCAAUAUUAUACACAAGUGACAUUCGAAGAGUAUGUCUUCCAGAAGCUAAUUAUACAGUCUCACCUGGUUCGGAUGUGGUGGUUACUGGAUGGGGAACAUCAAAGUCUGAUGGAACAAUUCCUAAUAUACUCCAAAAAGCAGUAGUGAAGAUUAUAGAUAAUAAGACCUGCAACAAGGAAGAGAUAUAUAGUGGUGUGAUCACACCUGGAAUGCUGUGUGCUGGGUUUCUGAAGGGAAAAGUGGAUGCCUGCCAGGGUGACUCUGGUGGACCUCUGGUUCAUGCAGAUCAUAACGGCAUUUGGUUCCUUGUUGGUAUAGUAAGCUGGGGAGAUGAAUGUGCUCUUCCAAACAAGCCUGGUGUCUACACUCAAGUGGCAUACUAUCGAGACUGGAUCAUGUCCAAAACUGGCAUCUAG
Molossus molossus (Pallas's mastiff bat) is the source of this 1299-nucleotide messenger RNA. RefSeq names its product transmembrane protease serine 11C-like. Gene Ontology annotation, biological process: proteolysis. The coding region runs from base 1 to 1299 and encodes 432 amino acids. The record is from RefSeq and is a predicted model, not a curated record. Lineage: Eukaryota; Metazoa; Chordata; Mammalia; Chiroptera; Molossidae. Gene Ontology annotation, cellular component: extracellular region; plasma membrane. The transcript has 10 exons. Gene Ontology annotation, molecular function: serine-type endopeptidase activity.